This is a messenger RNA of Photinus pyralis (common eastern firefly), 3068 nucleotides long. Its product is annotated as TBC1 domain family member 31. Lineage: Eukaryota; Metazoa; Arthropoda; Insecta; Coleoptera; Lampyridae. Gene Ontology annotation, cellular component: centrosome. The record is from RefSeq and is a predicted model, not a curated record. Gene Ontology annotation, molecular function: protein binding. Bases 77 to 2989 code for a protein of 970 amino acids. The transcript has 9 exons.
GACAGUUACCGUUUUGUCGGCACAAUAGCCACCAAUCAUUGUUUUGAUUAUUUACAAAUUUCAAAUCUGAACACAAAUGCAAUAUAAUUUAAACAUAAAUUUAUACACAAACAAAGAAGAAAUAUCUAAGCAAGUGCUCCAAAUUAAACCUCCAGCAAAAGAUGGAUUAUUUUUACAAGUUCAGAACACAGUGGAAAAAGGAGCACUUAAACAGGUCCGACGGUUUAUACACUUAUGCUUCAACAGGCAAGAGAAUGUGUUGGUAACGAGUGAUCACACUGGGAAUAUAGUGGUAAUAGAUUUGGAGCGUGAGAAAUUUUGGGUGUUACCUGCUAUAAGCUUGUGUACCGUUUUAAAAUUCUCAGCUUAUAAUGCCGGUGAAGUAAUACUAGGGGUGCAGACGGGUGCUUUAUACAUAAUUAACAUUGAUACCUGUGACAUUACCGGAGAAUUGCUAUGUCACAAUUAUCCAGUGGUGGAUGUAUCGUUUUCGCUUCCUUACAUAUGUUUAAGUGCCUCAAGAAAAGAGGCAGUAAUUUGGGAUCUAAGGUCAAAUUCAAAAAUUCAGGUGCUAUCUCUUUUGGAUGACUGUAUCCUUAAACAUGUAAUGUUUACACCAAUUGUUGGCGAUAUCUUAGCUUGUUUCGAUGAUAAUUCAAUUGUAGUGUGGAAGUAUGGCACUUACGAAGUGUCUCAAGAAAUCCAGUCAAAAUCACUGCAAUCCAUAAAAAGUAUUACAUUUACAAGAAAUGGACGUGCUAUGGUCUUGGCCGACCGUUUGUCACAGCUAACAAUCUUCAUGAUCGACACUUGGGCUGCUAGUCACACACUCACCUUGCCAGAAUACAUAAUGUCGAUAAGAAAGAUCGCAUUUAUACCGCAACCAUUUGAUGGUGGUGCGAAUAAAGUUUUGGGAAUACUAUCUGGGGGAGGCGUUCUGUAUUUUUACAAUAUGGAAACUGAAGAAAUCCUUAAUAAAAUAUCGAAUAAGGCUGAAAUUUUAAAAUUUGAUUGCUCCGGAGAUGGAAAGUAUGUGUCCUGUCUUUUACACUCCGGAGAAUGUUGUAUUUACUCCACCAUAAAGUAUACUAGAACGAAAACAAACUCAAGGUCUGCUCAAAGGGUACCCAAGAGUCGUGACAGUGUAAUACAGAAGAAGAAGUCGGAACUUGCUAAUAUUCAAAAGCAGAUGAACGAAUACUUGGCAACUGACCGACUUGUUGCCAUACUGAAAGAGUACGGCGAAUACCCCGAUUCGUAUCGAUUGAAAAUUUGGGCGCAACUUUUACAACUCCCUAAUAACAAAAAACAGUACAAUAACUUUAUCAACCAUGGAUCACCUGCGCCCUUCGAAAACCUACACCUCGACAAUAAAUUGGCACUGCUCAGCCUUAAGAAGCUGCUUUCGAAUUUAAUUACCUGGUGCCCCCAUUUCGCCCAUGUUACCUACAUGCCAGUAUUUGUCUUUCCGUUUAUCAAGAUUUUUCAAAACGAACCCAUCGUUUGCUUUGAAGCAGUUUGUUCUAUUAUAUUAAAUUGGUGUCAAUAUUGGUUCGAGUAUUUCCCCUUGCCCCCCAUAAAUAUUUUGGCAAUGAUCGAGAAUAUUAUAUUUGAGCAGGAUCCAGAACUACUCGAGCACUUGACAAAUAACGAUAUAACUUCAAAACUGUAUGCUUGGCCCCUUUUAGAGGCAGCAUUUUCUGAAACAGUGAGCGGAGUUUACUGGUACAGGCUAUGGGAUCACAUUUUAAGUAACGAACCUGCUUUUUUAAUCACAUGUGUUGCUGCAUACAGCAUUUAUAAUCGACAGACACUGUUAGGUAUGAGCAAAACAAGCGACUUCGAGCACUUUUACCAUUAUCCGAACACAUUUGAUGUGAAAAAGUUUAUUUUGAAAGUGUACGCGCUGAUGGAUAACAUAAGCGAAAAAAACCACCCGAGGCGUUUCCUGCAUUCUUUUAGGUGUCUGCCUUGCGGAUCGUACCCUAGCUUUUCUGGGUUUCCAAAGAACUUAGUUAACUUCAAUUUUGAUCAAAUACAACAGUUAAAGAAUGAACAAAAGGAAAUCGAUCGUGAGACCGAAAUAAUGCUAACGCAUAGACAAAUGUUGACUAAGAAUAUGGAAAUUGAAGAAAGACAACGGGUUGAAGAAGAGAGGUUGACAGAAAUGGAAAUUGCUUAUCGUAAUAAAAUACUGAAAGAAACCGAACGCGUGAAAGAAAAAAGAAACCGCAUUAAUGAAUUACGCCGACAUUUACAACUUGAAGAAAUGGAAUUACUGAAUAAGUCUAGAGAGCGAAUUUUAGAACGGAAUACGAAACAUCGGCAAAGAGAGAUGGAACAACUGUUAGGAAACGUAGAGCAAAACUGUGCCAGCGAAGAAGUGGAGUUGGCGAGAGUGGAAGGUGACUUAGUAAAGCAAUAUUCCGAGUUAUUGCAUCAUCAAAUAAAAAUUGAGAAUAGCUUGCACGAUGAGAUUCCAAGUAACAGUCAGAGCGAUGAGUGCCACAUAUUGAAAGCCCAUCAGCAGAAGUUGGUCGAGUCACUAGAACUGCUUAAAACCAAUGGAGGGAAUCAACAUAUCAAAAACAUCGCGCUCGCCACCGGUAUAUCGGCUCUAGAUGAUCUAAUUAUGAAAAUAAAACUGGAGUUGGCUCAACAAAUAGACGACAAUGUAACCGAAGACCUACACUCUGCGAGAAAAGUUUUAAGAUUGGGAUCGGAAACAAAACAGCUUGAGUACGAAGUUUCGAAGUUGCUGUCCGUUUUGGCUGAUGUUAAGUCACAAGAACACAAGCAAAGGACGCACAGAUCGCAUGAUGGCAUGCAAUCCAGGAAAAGUUCACAAAAGUCAUUUGGAACAAGUCGUUUGCUACACGUGCAUGGAGAAUUUGCCAAAUUAAGGGAGAUGAUUCAGGAGGCUUCGGCUAACGAUAGCUUGGGAGAUCUAAGCGACGAGUUGGCCGUAAUUAAUUUAGAAGCAGAAUAAACCUGUUAUACGUUGUCUAUUUUUAUUUAUAUUUUUGUCAUUCAAUUUACAGACAUGAAAAAUAUACUGUUCAUUUUGA